CUCGCAUGCAGGACGGUCCUCGCUCCCUGGCCGGCAUGCAGGGAAAACUUCACCUAUGUAGAUUUUUGGUCGUAGUUACACGUUAAAAAAGAAGCAUUUAUAAUGAUAAUAAUCCGCCGACAUACGUAGUACCGAGAAUACUAAUAGACACGGCGUGUACUAUGUAUUGUACAGCAUUCUACUCUUGACCCGGGCAGGAUAGUCGACAUCUGUAGCGCCAGACACCUGCAGCAGAGGUACGCCGCCAGCGCUUGCCGCUAGAGCCAGCACGCCGCCAUGCCCGCCGAAAGUAAGAUCUAGCAACUCAUACGUCGUCUUCCUGCUAUUCAAGUUUCGAGGAUUUUUCCAAGUUACAGCUCGACUAAGGACCCUUCAUCUACACCGCAAGCUUCACAAAUGUAAUGAGUGCGCGGAAAUGUGUGUGAGUGAAUGAACUUUAAUCGGACUUUUAAAAAGACUUUCGCCGAAUGAUACGAUCAGUCAAAAUAACGCCUGUGUGACCAAGUCCGUGGGUUUGAGCACGCGCGCCGCUGAAGCUUUGAAGUGCCGGCAAACCAAUAACUGCCACUGUUGACAUGUGUUUUUUAAGAUGAAACGGCUGACACGAUGGCUGAAGAUCCAAUCAAGCAGCUGAUAGAAACCCAAGCCGAGGAAUAUAAACACCAGAUUGAACUCUUAUCAGAAAGAUAUGACGAGCGAGAAAAGAAAAUGUUGACGGAAAUACGAGACCUCCGAACCGAUGUACGAGACCUUCAAACAAGGCUAGAAUCCACCCAAAAAGAAUUGGUUGUAUUGAGAGCCGAACUGCCGAAGCUGAAACGACAGAUUAAGCAAUUAAGUGAUUAUCAGUCUAGCAUUAAAAUCCUAGAAAAGCGUGUCAAUCAUUACGAAGAAAAUAAUCGCCGUGACAACCUCGUUAUCGAUGGCAUGCCCGAAGAUGACAGCGAAACUGUGGAGGAAACCCAAGUCAAAGUCAUUGCCUUGUUAUCGGAGAAGCUGGGUCUCCCCGCGACGACAGCCCUGCAGGCGCGUCGCAUCGGGAAGGGUAGCGCCGGCAAGUCGAGGGCGGUCGUGGUGCGCUUCACCGAACGCCAAGACCGAGAGGCCGCCCUCAGGAAUGCCAGCAAAUUGGAAGGAACCAACAUUUUCAUCAACGAGUAUUUCUACCCGACAGCGAGGAAGCAGCGAGAGGCUCGUCUCUACCAGCUAAAGCAAGGCAGGAGGCCGAAUGGAUCCGUCAUCGCGCCUCUUGCCCAAACUACUUUCCCGCCCAAACUCGAUGCGAAAACUACCUCCCUCCACCCACCCCCAACGCCCGCAGGCCCUGUCACCGGAUCUUCCGUAGAAAUCGAACAAGACAACGACUGCUCGGAGGGUCGGAGUCGCCAGGUGGUGUCCGUGCACGUGGGCCAGGCCGGCGUGCAGAUCGGCCAAGCCUGCUGGGAACUCUACUGUCUGGAGCACGGCAUCUACCCUGACGGUGUGCCGUAUAAUGACUAUGGCGACGGCAAUCUUGACCCUUUCUUCUCUGAAACGAAGGAGGGGCGAUACGUGCCCAGAACGCUCUUCGUUGACCUCGAACCAUCUGUUGUGGACGAGGUGCGGCAUGGCGUGUAUAGGGACCUCUUCCGUCCCGACGACCUUGUCACUCACACCGAGGACGCAGCCAACAACUUCGCCCGCGGCCGAUACAGCGUCGGACAGGAGGUUGUGCGCAAAGUCCUUAACCGGAUAAGGAAGCAGGCGGAAGCAUGUUCUGGGUUACAGGGUUUUAUGUUUUUUCAUUCCUUUGGCGGAGGCACUGGGUCAGGUUUCAUGUCGCUGUUAUUAGAGAAAGUGAUGGAAGAGUUCACAAGCCCCAGUAUGCUAAGGUUUUCAGUUUUCCCCUCACCCCGUAUGUCCACUGCUGUCGUUGAGCCCUACAAUGCUGUGUUGCAUGCCUCCACCACCAUGGAAUAUGACCAUUGUGUCUUUGUGUUUGACAAUGAAGCUACUUACAACCUGUGCAUCAACAAACUACACGUCGGUCGUCCAAAUUACAAUAACCUAAAUCAUCAUGUUGCACAGGUGGUGUCUGCAUCAACUGCUUCCCUUCGCUUUGAUGGAGAUCUUAAUGUUGAUCUUAGAGAUUUUAAAACUAAUCUUGUGCCACUGCCACGUCUUCACUUCCCAAUAGUUACAUAUGCACCUGUUAUAUCAGCUGACAAUGCAAAUCAUGAACAACAGUCUGUAGCAGACAUGACAAAUGCCUGUUUUGAUUCUUCCACUCAAAUGGCUACUUGUGACCCCAGCAACGGCAAAUACAUGUCAUGCUGUCUAUUGUAUCGUGGUGAUGUAAUACCUAAUGACGUCCAGAGAGCCAUAGCUGCUAUCCGAGUCAAGAAGACCGUCCAGUUUGUCGAGUGGUGUCCAACUGGAUUCAAAUUGGGCAUCAAUUCAGGCCCCCCAACUGUAGUUCCAGGAGGAGACUUGGCAAAGACAAACAGAGCCGUGUGCAUGUUAGCUAACACAACUGCCUUCAGGGAGGCAUGGGCACGUGUAAAUCUCAAAUUCGAUCUCAUGUAUAGCAAGCGGGCCUUCGUCCACUGGUAUGCUGGUGAGGGUCUUGAGGAAGCAGAACUCUCUGAGGCUCGUGAGAACAUGGCCCAGUUGGAGAGGGAUUAUGAAGAGGUGGAUGGCCAUGAUGAUGACUUAAUGGACAAUCAUGAAUUUUAGCUCAUUAUCAAAAUAUAUAUCACAGGACAAUAAAUUACAAAACAAUAUUUAGUAAUGUAUCUCCUUUGUUAACCCAUAUUUGAUUAUUAUAAAGUAAAUUGAGUUGUACCACUAAAAUCGCUGCAUCAGUAAUUAUCUUAGCUAUAUCUUGCAGCAAUUUUUCAUGUAGAGUUGUGAUAAUGUGGUAUAAAAAUACUUUAGAAUAAUGGCACAAGUUGCUUAACAAGUGGGGCUGUGCCUCACUGCAUAUAUUUAUCACAUUUUAUUAUCAAUAUACAGAACAUUCUUCAGUGGUUUGGAAAUCAAGAUGCAAAUAAUAUCACUUAUUAAAUAUUUUAUUUUCAAAGGAAAGAAAUGUACAAAAUGUAUUUCUUUUAAUGAUACAAAAUCACCCAAUGAAAAAGUAAGUCUAACCUUUUCUAGUGUACUUAACUGAACAUUUGUGUAGGUGCUUAACAACACAGAAAGAUAAACUGUUAUUUGAACUCAGAUUAAAAAAGUAUAUACUUCAAAAUUAUAUUAAACAAGUUCCUCCUUUUAUACAACACAUUUUCUGCAAACCUAUAAGAAUACAGUAUAAAUAAAUAAUACAACAUAUCAACUUAAUAGAUUGAAUUUCACUUUUUGGUGUUGGAAUGGCUUUAGAGUUUAAUUUUUCUCUAAGUAGGAGAAUUUUUUUCACAAUCUUACAUAUCAUUCAACAUACAAUCAAGACAUAAAAUUAUCACUAGAUAGCUUUUGAAUCAUUAUUAUGGUAUAAAUGAUCUGAAAGGAGCUUCCUUUAA
Messenger RNA from Penaeus indicus, 3500 nucleotides. Its product is annotated as tubulin alpha chain-like. Lineage: Eukaryota; Metazoa; Arthropoda; Malacostraca; Decapoda; Penaeidae. Gene Ontology annotation, cellular component: cytoplasm; microtubule. Gene Ontology annotation, molecular function: GTP binding; structural constituent of cytoskeleton. The transcript is spliced from 6 exons. The record is from RefSeq and is a predicted model, not a curated record. Bases 607 to 2715 code for a protein of 702 amino acids. Gene Ontology annotation, biological process: mitotic cell cycle; microtubule cytoskeleton organization.